Orbicella faveolata is the source of this 2545-nucleotide messenger RNA. RefSeq lists its product as uncharacterized. The record is from RefSeq and is a predicted model, not a curated record. Gene Ontology annotation, molecular function: iron ion binding; L-ascorbic acid binding; oxidoreductase activity, acting on paired donors, with incorporation or reduction of molecular oxygen. NCBI's taxonomy places the organism in Eukaryota, Metazoa, Cnidaria, Anthozoa, Scleractinia, Merulinidae.
GCUACCAAGCCUAAGCAGAGCAUAAUACAAACAAAUCAACAUCGAUCAGACAUGGCCACAAAUUCCAAAAUGACUCCGUUAGUUUAUUUCUUUUUACUUUGUCAUCUUUCCAGGAGCUCGCUGUCGAGGUCACCAGCCUCGGAGGAUGUCUUGGUAAAAGACAAUAUAUUUACUACUAAUGAACUUUGGGACAUGAAGUCUUUGCUCAGCCAAGAGGAGACUCUGUGGACUUUCAAGUCUAAUGAACAGAACAACAUGGACCCAGGAAGUCGAGCCGAGCGAAAAUCUUGCUACUGUUGGUCCGCUAACCUAACUUCUCAAACUUUUUCGAGGUCACCAGCUUGGAAAAAACUAUCACAUGCAUUGUCAUCUCACCUUAGAACGCAGGGUGAUUGUGGGAUACUUGAAAUCGAAGGCCAAAUCAACAUCAAAGCAAAACACUCUUGUACCAAGCGGUUUAGUAGUAAUGUCGACAGCAGCUAUAUUGUUGUUAUUUUUCUUGUAGAGAAUUGGAGAAAAAACGCUUAUGGUGAACUGGUUUUUUAUAAGGAGGGUGAGAUUCUGAAGGCUGUAUAUCCCAAGAGAGGAAGAACUGUGAUCUUUCCUGCCUCUUUGGAACAUGUACUCAAGCCUCCAGCAAUUGACUUGUCAGAACGCUUGUAUUUAAUGAGAAUUCACCUGUUAUUGUCUGAUCAGAAGAGGCAAUCAGGUACUGAAAGCAGUGAACAAUCAGCUGACAGUUCCUCAACAACAGAUUUGACAGAUUCUUACCCUUUUGAGCAUUUUGCUAGUUUCAAACUCUUACACAAAACUGACACAGCUCCUAGUGAAAAGCUAGACAUCAAACAGUUUAUCACUAGAAAUUUUACAACCGCUGAUGGUCGUAGUGUCAUUGUCUUGGAUAACAUCCUUCCCGCUAGGGAACUCAAUGCCCUAACAUAUACAGUUGUGAAUAGUGGAUAUAAUGACAAUGCUGCUGAUGCAGAUAGUGGAGAUAACGUACAGUGGAUUAUGGCAUUUGAAGUUGAAGACUUCGUGCAAACUACCCUGUGGCAGCUGGUCAGUCAGAUUGUAACUACUGUAUCAGGAAAGGAAGGUUAUUAUCCUUAUGACAUUGGAUGCAAUAACAUCCAAAGUAGUGAUACUACAACUAUUCACACAGAUUGUGCACAUUAUGAGGAUGAAUAUACUCUGCUAAUUUACCUCAAUCAAAACUGGACUGAGAACCAUCAUGGCGAGACGGUGUUCAUGAAUGAUAUGGAUGGAAAUGAGGUCAUCUUUGCAGUGAGACCAAGAUAUGGACGUAUUGCUAUUUUUCAUGGGACAAUCCCACAUAGUGCCCGACCACCACCAUUGACAUAUGAAGGUGCAAGGCUAAGUUUUGCAGUAAAGAUGUCACCAUCUAAAGAAAUUGCACUACGAAAGUCUACUAUGAUGGAAAUUGAUGUUCUGCAUGAUGCUUUGGACAUUUUGCAAGGAGAUGAAGCAGAAAAACUGAAAACAAUUAUUCAUGAGAUUGAGGAGGGAAAAUUGGAUCAAGAAGCAAUAUUUAAAGUGACAAAAAAGUAUGAAACAUGGAUAGAACUACUGAAAAAAGAUCUUGUGACAUGAGUUUUUAUGACAUCACUAUAGUGGAACCAGUUACCAGCUGUCACCAAAUCCUUGACCUCGACCUCGACCAAUGGUGUGGAGUUUGCAUGGCACCAGUGUAUGAACUGUAUAUACUAACUCAAAUUUUUAAUAUUAGGACUAGUUGCUUUUAGGACUAUUUUAUCUUAUAUUAGUAUAAAUCCACUAGCGUUCUAUCAAGAAUGCCAUUUUCUGAUUGGCUACUCUACUCACUAUCUAUUCUGUGAUAGAUUCUGAGUAGUGAGUAAUAAAGUUACCUUACCUUGCCUUACCUUUCGAUAUAAAAUACACUAAGCACUAACCCAAGGGAAGUAGUGAGUACUUUUGUUUCCCCCGAGACUCUCAACGUGGAGGGUCAAGUGGAAACAAAUCUCACUGUUUCCUUAAGUGUUUUAUUAUACAUCUCAACUCAAAAGCUGAACAAACUGCCAACAAAUUAUUUGCUUGAUGUCAGCUGGCACACAAAUUUGCAGCAGUUUCAAGGUGCACAACCUGAUCCCGUGUGAGACGAAAGUUACCAAGUUUGUCUCUGCGCCCUAAAGAGUUAUUGAAUUUUGAUCCGUGACGCGAAGUUUGAACUUAAGUAGUUUUUAAAAUGCCUAAUAUUGCUGUAGCGUCAUUGAAGAGGGAUACAGUUAACUUCCACGGAAGCUAGCCAGCUGGACUAUUUUUCGUAAUGAAGAUUUAUUAGUUUUAUUCAAGAGUUAAUUCUGCAAUUUUGGGAAUAAGUAGAAAUGGAAACUUCGUAGUGUUGAUUAGAAUUGAAGUACUUCCCGCUCGUAGUGUAUGUUAAAAGUUGCAUUGACAUGUUUGACUUGGGCAAAUGGCGUGUAAAGGAUGAUAUAUGGGCGAAUCUGACAGUCAUUUCGCGUGGUUCGGUGUAAUAAAGGAACAGAACUUUCGUGAUAUUUUAAAA